Bombus terrestris (buff-tailed bumblebee) is the source of this 9519-nucleotide messenger RNA. Its product is annotated as regulator of G-protein signaling 9. The record is from RefSeq and is a predicted model, not a curated record. The transcript has 17 exons. Gene Ontology annotation, biological process: regulation of G protein-coupled receptor signaling pathway; intracellular signal transduction; G protein-coupled receptor signaling pathway. Bases 969 to 3713 code for a protein of 914 amino acids. Lineage: Eukaryota; Metazoa; Arthropoda; Insecta; Hymenoptera; Apidae.
AGGCUGCGGAAGCUGAAAGCUCUGAAAAGGUGCCGAGUAACCGAUCCUUGGCCGAAAGUGCGCGACAACGCUCGACGAAUAAGUACGAGAAUAUCCGAAGCCAAACUGACGAUGAGCGGAGUUGUAGAGUGACGACGACGACAUGUUUGCGGGGUUCGACCUCUACAAAAUUGACAUCGAGAUUUGAAUACGAUAUUGUUGCUAAUAGAUCAGCGUGAUUAAUAAGCGAUGUUCUGUAUCGUUAGCUGACAAUGAUACAUCAUAAUAUGUAGUGAAACGUGAUGUGACAAAUCAUUUGGAAAAUCAGUCCGUGGUGAGCAGGAUAUAUAAUAGGAAGAAACGUAGAGGGUGGCAAAUCGUUUUUCGACCGCUGACCAGUUUCACGACAGUCGUCAUUUCCUUUUCUUCUUUUUUUCCCUACUACAUAGCCUAUUUCCCUCUGUAUCAGUCCCUCCCCCCUCCCCCCACUUUGUAACCGCGAAUAUCUCCUGAUAUUCGUCUGGCCGACAGUGACCGCCGUCGCGGCGUCGCGUCGGUGUCGUCGACGGUCCCGUUGAAAAUAUGCUUGGCGUAGAAGCGUUAGCGGCAUCAGUGUCGUGGUUGGUACUGGUGCUAGCGUUGGUACUGCUGGUGGUGCUAGUGCUGGUGUUGAGAAUGGUCUAGCGCGGGUGUGCGCGCGCGGGUGCUAUCUCGACACAGUGCGGACGGUGGCUUUAGAUUCGAAGCUGCGGAAGAAAGGCCGCGAACUCGGCCCUGCUCCGAUGGCCUGAUAUACACUACGAGACGCGUAUAUGAAGCUACACUGCCCUGACUCGUCGAUGGGCGUGCGGGGGUGACUGGAGUGAUGGGAUGGGGCUAGAGCCCCAUGGAGUUCGGGUAGACCCGUCUCCAGCCCAACUCCCCAGCCCCCUCCGCCAUCGAUAUCGCCACAGCUCCUGUCAGCGUCGCAGAGGGCCGCCUCGAUCGCGAUGGAGGCCUCUACUAAUCAACAACAGAAGAAGGAGCCACGCGUUCACAGGCCUUACGCCUUCGACAAGAUGGAGGGGCUGGUGCGGGAGAUGCAAGACCCUGAGAACGGGGUACCCGUGCGCAGCCAAAAACAAUUUCUCACCUCAAUUCCCUCAGCUUUCAUGGGUGAGUGCCAUCGGUAUCUACGUUGUGGAGUAAACGUAAGCGGCCAUCACGGCCAGGACACUACAGUAGGCUGCCUGCGUGUUGCAGGUUACGAUCUCAUCGAGUGGCUGAUAGAGCGGCUUUCUAUCGAGGAAUCAGUAGAGGCGGUCCAUAUUGCCAAUCAGCUCUGCCAGUAUGGCUACUUCUUCCCGGUGAAUGACUCCAAGACACUCACCGUAAGGGAUGAUAGUUCUCUGUAUAGAUUUCAGACACCAUGUUAUUGGCCAUGGCAACAUAGAAUCCCCGAUAAUGUGGAAUAUGCUAUUUAUCUGGCUAAAAGAACUUUAAGAAACAAGCAGCGACAUGCCCUUGAAGAUUAUGAAAUUGAAGCUUUGAACAGCCUACGUAGGAAUUUGCAAAACAAAUGGGAUAUUAUACAACUACAAGCCGAAGAACAGGUCCGCUUAGCUAAGGAGCGAAAAAAGGGGGAUAAAAUAGUAAGCGAUUCUCAAGAACGAGCAUUUUGGAGAGUUUACAGGCCACCACCCGGUUGUCUAAGUAGUCUUGAAGUAGCACCCGUACCUACACGUUUUCGUCCUGGACUUUCACGUCCUCCAUCACGUAAACGCACUUUAACCGAUCUGCAACGCGAGGUGGCCCUUUUAAAGAACAGUUUAACGCGUACAAGGAUAAAGGUUUCGGCUGCGAUUGAAAAUUUAAAAUCAUACUUUGAAACAUACGUGGAGUACGAUCCGAUGUUUAUACAGCCACAACCUUCAAACCCAUGGAUCACCGACGAUCAAACAUUUUGGCAGCUAAACAGUCCUGUGGUGGAUCUUCCUACGGAAAAACGCGUCAAGCGCUGGGCAUUAUCAAUGGAAGAGUUAAUGUCUGACCCAACUGGUUUGCAAGAGUUCACAAAUUAUUUGAGGAAAGAAUAUAGUCAUGAAAAUAUACGAUUUUGGUUAGCAGUUAAAGAUUUGAGACAUAGUUUUCAAGCACAAAUACCCGACAAAGUCAACGAAAUCUUCAAAGAAUUCCUGGCACCCGGAGCACCUUGCGAAAUAAACAUAGAUGGAAAGACAAUGGAAAAAGUACAUCAAGAAAUGAGAAAUCCAAAUCGAUUUAUAUUUGAUUCCGCCGCCGAACAUGUGUAUACGCUACUUCUGAAAAAGGAUUGCUAUCCUAGAUUUAUUCGUUCGGAUCAAUAUCGAAAUACCUUAGCUGCCGGUGUGCAACCUUUGCAAAAAAAGUGGUUUUUCAGCUUUGGUGGACAAACAAAGAAGAAAAUUUCUUCGACUUCGACUUCGAUUUCGACUUCGACUCCGACUCCAACGACCAGCACUUUGCAGCACCAUGCUGCAGGUAGUGCAGCAAGCGGUAGUAAACGAAGGGGAAGCGAUCGGAGUCUAUCUGGAUCUGCUCACGAGUUAGCCGUCUGUGGUGUUCGGGAUACAACUUCGAUGCCCAGAGUGCCACAUUCUCACAGUCAGUCGAACCUCACCGAUAUUCCAUAUAGGGGAGAUCUGGCUCGACUCGUAAAGAUUUCAACAAGGCCUAUUCCGCAUAGCGUUCAGGAUGCUGGCACAUCGGAAGCGGUAGUUCGCCCUAUGGACGACGUUUGCCCGUGGGACGUGGUUCCAGGACCGAGUAUAGAGCACGCCAUAGAUACCACACUAUCACACCAUCCAAUAUCAUCUGGAAUAACGUCGUCGGUUGAAAGUCAAGCGGAAGAAGGCAAUAAUUUGAGCGCGCAGUCACAGUCUAUCGAGGUUACACGCGCAUCUCGGAAAAAUUCAUCGCAAUUAGAUUCCUGUAGUUCCUCGUCUGAUAUCAGUUUAGUGGUAGCGGAAGUCUCUGAACAUCUUCGAAAGUCCUGUAGUUUGCAACACAGUAGCAGCACAGCCGGCAUGACGACUACCGAACGAAUUGGCAUAACAACGCGAAAUUAUUCCAUCGGCUCGACUAGCGGAAGAACGAAGCUGUCAGAGAUCAGUCGGCCGUCCAUUUUGUCUUGUAAUUAUCCGUCGCCACAACAUUCGUUCGAGUAUUCUCAUAUGACAACUGACAGAUCGGAUGUGUCUACGAUAGGGAAGUGUAUUACCGAAGAGUCUGAGACUAGUACGAAGUUAAAGUCUCUCGAGGCGGAACUGACGUCGAAAACUUUAACCAAGGCUCCCUUAAUAAGCAUUAGCGCGAUCGUAGGGGAUCUACCGAGUGACAAUUCUACGGUUGAAGUCGAGGAAAAAACGAAUGGCGAUCAUGCGCCGGUAAUAAAGGAAGAGAUAGAAAUUGAGGAAAGAAGGCAAAAGCUGGAGGCUGACGAAGGUGAUGCAAUGGCGGCAGUUAUAGCCGAAGAAAGUUUGGCAAUUUCCGCUCUAGUAAAAACGGAGACGGUGGAGUCGCUGGAAGAGGCGCAGGUUGUUCCUGUUUGGGAGCCGGACACCGAACAGGAUGAUCAAUUAGCACCAGUUACUCAACCAGCUCCUCAACAAAAGCGUGACAAUAACGUUAACGAAGUGUGUCCGUGGGAAGACGAGGAAAAUUGUAGAGUGGAUGCACCCUAUGUGAAAACAUAUGCAACUUUAGGUUAUUUAUAACUUGGUAUGGUACUAAACAUACAUUUUACAUAUAAACAUUCGCAACUUCAAUUUCCAUUUUACUUCACUUUUGCCAAGUUCGAGUGCCCGAGCUAUCCAAGAUAUCGAGUAUUAUGUUUUUGAAUUUUUCGAUUUAUCAUUUUCAAUUCCGAAAAGAUUGAAAAUAUGGAAUCGUCUUAAUGGGAAAGAACGAAAAUAUUGAAAAUAAGCAAAAGGAAAGAUACUUGUGCGUCUAACGAUAAAGCACCGCCACCAUAAUUCUAUGGUAGUAAUCUAAUAGAGUAAUCUCAAAUGCGUAAAUAACGAUAGAGAUCUCAGCACGAUGUGAUGUGUAAAGAAUUCCGUUUUGUCUGGAAUUUCGGUACGAUAAUUUCGAUAUAAUUUCGGCAUAAUUUCGGUACAAUUUCGGUACAAUUUCGGAAUAGCAUAACGUAAAGGUAUAUUCAGUGAGAUUCUCGAUUUCAUUUUCUCGUCAAUCUGUGUAAAUUCGAACGAAUCAUUUCGUUUUCUGUUUCCGAUUCGAUAAUCUACAUGAAAGUUGUGCGAUCUGUUGACUAAAGAGCUGCGACAGAUAGAGUUACGUCACUUUGCUGAAUGCAAUGAAAUAUAAUUAAUAGGUACAUGUUAGCCAAUUAAGAAACUAAACAUAGUGGACAAGAUGACACGAAUUUUUUAAUAAAGGAUAAAGUCUCUAAAGCGAUUUGUUUCGCAAAAGUAUUAAAUGCAAAGGUGCGUCCUAUGGGAGUUAGUCGAUCAUGAGCCCUUUGACCGCUCCCUUAGCUCGCAAACUUCUUUAAUGCUACUUACGGAUAACUUAAUAAACCGUAAAAAGUUCUUUAUUUGAUUUAUUAUAGACGAUUGAUCAUUUUCUAUAAACGAACGUUCCUUACCAAAGAAAAAUUUUACGAUCGCGUACGAUUGAAUUCCAAUAGUGGUGUAUCAUUGUAUUAAAUAAGUAGUAUAAUGUGAGAAAUUUACCAUAAAACAUCCAAGUGGUUUAGAUCACAUUGCUUCGCUUAAUAAAAUCACUCGAAUGUUGUGACAGUUGAUUGUCAUUUAAUCUAAGUGUUAGUCAUACGUUUAUCCGAUAUGUAAUAAGUGUCGAAUCACAAGUAUUUAAUGUAACUUUAGCCCGCUUACGGCCUUAUAUUACGAUAUAACGGCUGGCUAACGGUUAAAUUUUGAAAAGUACAGGUAAAACGAAGCUAUUCGACUUUGAUCGUAGAUACUUGACGUGUAUUUGUAAAUCGUUACUACUUGCUGUUCGUAAUUAGAUCGAGUUAAAAUUAAAUAGGGAAGAAAAGAACCUUGAAACGAGAGCGCAAUAAUAACGAUUCGUUUGUUUGUUACAGAGAAUAUCGAAUCUUGUUCUUGAGAAAGAGGGGUGGAGGGAGAAUGGUUUUCUCGAAAUGUAGUCAUUUAUUGUAUCUACAUAAUAUCAUUUAUAAGUAUAUACUAUGACUGGGUUCUGGGUACUGUUACUGCCCUAGUACCCAGAUCCCACGAAUCAAUUCGAUUAACUUAAACUCAAGUAUAUAAGAAAAAUUUAACAAAACUACAUACUGCACGUGAACUCGAUGACGCAAUUUUCCUUCUUUAAUAAACUUAAUCGACUGGUUGUUAAAUACUAUAAUGGAAAUGUUGUAUCGUAAAAUUUAGGAAGAUAAUCUUACAGAGUGCACACUUGGUAAAACACCCGUACUUUACGUAAUACGUAACAUAAUUAAUGAAAAUAUUAAUUUGCCUGUAAAUUACGUAACAAAAAGACUCGAUUAACAAUCACAAUACGAGAUAAAGGCGUAAGAAUGCGAGACAUCGUGCUACUAUUUUUAAUAAGUAUUAACGAAUUCCAUCGUUAAUUCCGUUUUUGAAUCGAACAAACAUUGAAACUGAAAAUACGAAUUAAAAUAGUAAACGAACGGUAAUAGAAUUUUAUUAUUUCUUAAUAUAUAAAUUAAUUUCAGCUAUUAAAACACAUACACACGUUAUUGCAUAUACUACAUGUGUGUAUAUAUAUAUAUAUAUACAAAGUUUUAAUUUAUUUGCUACAUGUUUGAAACGAAUGUUUUUUUUAUCGAUAAAUAGGUAUUUGUUAUAUCGUAUAUAUGGAAAGUACAUACUCCAUGAAUAUAUGGAAUAAAAUUUAAAGUAGCGACGAGCAUUCGUUUAGAAACGAUAGUAAUAAAUUUCGAAAGAAAGUUCGGGCACUCGAGAUUAGUUUUAAGAAAUGUAACAACGUAUUCAUGACGAUCGUACUGUUAAUUCAAGAGCUCAAUUUAACUACUGUAAAGGUCCUUAUGAAAACUACAUAGUUGAUUAGUUAGAUAAAAACAACAUGUUACAGUCCUUGUGGAAAUGAAUAUAUUAUACGAAUCAUAAUGAAUACGGUAUAGGUACCGAGAUUAUUCUGUUAGUCGCGGAAUUUGCAAAGAUAGGUUUAACGUAUGACUGACAAUGGAUCUUAUUUACGAACUCCAAUGACUCGUAAAUAGAGACGAUUCCGAUUUGACUUACACAUAAGUAAGUAUAUACCAUCUUGUAAAAGAAUUUCGUUCGGCGAAGCAUGCAACAAUUAUUAUAACAGAUAAGCUUCGAAACGAACCAAAAGCUAUUUUUGUUCUCUUUUUGCAGAGACAUUUUAUACACAUAAUACAUAACGCAUUAUCGUUCCGUCGUUAGAAUUUUAAUCACAGGUCAUAGAUAGUUCUACUCGCUAUCGUUUAACUAACUCACUCGUCGUCGUCAUUGUAUAAGGGGCAAUCGAAAGGAUCGUUGUGCGUCCUGAAUCUCUAAGCGCCAUCUGAUUUCACGUUUUCUUUUCUAUGUAUGUUAACAACGUAUGUUUUUGUAUUGAUUGGUCAAAUGAAAAAUUUAAUCGAGAAAUAAAAAUGUCACGGUAACGAAUCAGUGUGUGUAUCGGUUGGCGAUUAUUUUUUCAUUAGCGACUACAUACGACGCGACACAACGCAACGCGCGCGUCGCGUAGCAAUGAUAAUAUCUCAGUAUUACGAAUGAAAAGACAGUGUUCAUAAACGACAGCAAAGUACAACAAGCUAUAGCGAUCGAUAGUUAUUUUGAUAUUAUUAUUUUAAAAAUAAACAUCGAUAUGUAUCGUUGGGUAAAUUUUUACCAAAUAUUUCGUAUAAUUCGUUAUUGUUUUUUAAAGGCACUAAUCAUUUAUAAUCUAUAUUUUAGACAUAGCGCAAGAGAUAUUUCAAAAUCCAGUUGUAUGCGAGUACACCGAUGCUCGUUAGCAAGUACAUACAAAAUUUCAGCAUGAUAGCUCACCAUUGUAUUUCCUAUUCUAAGCUAACGGUAAGGUGUCGUCGUUAACUGUCAUGCAAAUUACCUUGUGCGAUAUAAUAGGGAUUUGAUUGUCGAAUGACCGUCAAGUUUUCGGACAAAGAAAAGCAGAAACAGAGAAUCAAAAGGAAGAAAUACUAUUUUUUAAUUGGUUAUAGCGCGCAGAUUAUGUUGCUCAUUGUAUUUUAUUUAACACUGAUUAAAACGAUGCUCUCGUGAGAGGCGUUAAUAAAGGAAGAAGCCGCUUAUCGAACAUGUUUGAACGUUAAAGAUGUUGCCACCUGUAUCGUGUAUGUGUGAUUAGUUUGGAAUCAUUCUUAAUUUCAUACUCUUAUUUUCAAUUCUCACGUACAACACACAUGCAGCACACAUACAGCGAUCGUGCCGAAACAAUGGCGAUUUCUCCUAUUAGAGUCUCUAGUGAAAGAAUUACCUUGAUCUCCAGUCGAUUUAAAUUUACUUACAAUUCGAUUUUCUUAAUCACGUGCAAAGCGAAACAAUCACAUGUUUGUUUCAUCGGUUUUUGUUUCUUCCCCAGUUUUAGAUUCGCCAAUAGUACAAAUAUAACUUAAAGUAUAGCGUAAUUUACGGGUAAGCCUGACUCAAAUAUGAUCUAGACCUGACCCAAACAGUAAAUAUUUUUUAUGAGUUAUUUAAGAAAAUGAAAUUGGCGUUCACCAGAAAAUAGAGAUUUAUUCGAUUCGAUUCGAUUAUCAAUUAUCGAUUAUUGGAACUAUAUAUAUAUUUGGAAGUAAAAGCCGAUUAUUAAAAUGACAAAGUUUAAGAGUUUGCGACGAUUUCUCUCUCAAUUGUUUAAUAUUUGAUAGACAACUAGAUAAGAAUGAGCCAUGUUUACCAGGAAAAGACUGAAAAUGUACCUGAAACUCACCCCUCCUUCGAAAAUACAUGUUGCGAAUUCUAAGACUAAUUAAGUUUUAGAAUAACUAGUAUUGUGUCUCAUCGUUUUGAUAAAAAGAAUAAAGCAAAGUAAUAAUAAAAGAAUACAUCGACAAGGACGAAGAAGAUAAUUAAGCGAUAUAGGUGAAAAAAGGGGUGAUCGAUUCAAGAUUUCAGCGAUCCUUGAUAUGUCCCGAGAUGUUUCAUCAGUAUUUUGUAUUAGAUCGAUCCAUCUUCACGUCAUUUUAACGAUUGUGCUAAACACGCGUAUCUAGUAAACUAUAUUGUUACUAGAAUUGAGAAACUAGCGUAGGGACGUUCUCAUCGCACCGAUAACAUUUAUUCAACGAUAUGCUGUUCUUUUAUCAUUGAUACGAAGGAAAAGAUCGUUUUAAUUGGAUAGAAUACACGUUUUUUUAUAACAAUAAUUUAAAGGAAAUUUUAAUUCGAAAUAUUAGAAAUGAAACGCAAAACAUAGGUGAAACUUUGAGAAAUUUUAAGAGAUCGAAUAAGAUUGCAUUCGGAACGCGUUCCGAUAUGUUUUUGUAUUUUAAGGAUUGUUUCCGUGUCGUGGUACUUGAUAAUGAAUUAUACCGUACAUCGCGUAUAGACAAAGAAAGAUUAAAAAUAACCUUUCGAGAACAGUGCGUUGUCUAUACUGGUCUUAAUAAUUAGAAGGAUUCGUGAUGAAAAAUGAAAAUAAAAGUAACAAGAGGUAAAGGAAGGAUCGAUCGAAUAAAUGUCAGUAUGAAACUCUGUAUAUACGUAUUGGUUUUGAAAGUUUCUACAAUUGAGAAAUAAUAAAAAUUGUGGAUAUUAACGCAGAAUAGAAUGGAAAAAGGUUUCUCGAGAAUAGAAUCCGAGUACGGGUUUCAUUGCAUUCUAAGUUAGAUAGUUGCUUAAACGAUAUGUUAGAAUGUAUAUGUAAACGAUGGAAAACGAAGUAUGACGACCCUUAUAUUAAAUAAGUUGUGUUAGCGACUUGCGAUGCGUCUAUCACAACUUAUUUUAAAGUUAUAUUAACACGUUGAACACACUAUUGUUCACUGAUUAACUAUCCAAUUGCUAAUCCAAUUACAUAUAUAUUAAAGUACAUGCAAAAGAAUGAAACAGAUCAAACAUGUUACUACAUAUUUAGACACUUGAAGACGUAUUAUAGAGAAUAUAAAAGGCUUUAGUGUAUAUAUGUAGUUUUGUAAAGUAUUAAUAAUGUAUAAACCUGGAAAAAGACGUACAGCGUUGAAUCGACGAAAUAUAUUGUUGAUAUUAAUCGAGGCCGAUAUGAAUUACAAGUUUUCACUGUAAAAUCGAAAUUCAGUUGACACAAUGCGAUGUGUACACAAGUGCGCAAAUAUACAUAUAAUGUGCGUGAAGGGAGCUGUUGCAUUGAGAACAUUUGCCACAUGUAUUUAAAUAAAUGAUCGUUUCGUUAAAUGUAACUGCAUUUACGCGUACGAAGGUAUGUAUGCGUAUACACGCAUAUGCAUGCGUAUACAUAAAAGCAAAGAGGAUGUUAUUCGUUACAUAUAUAAUAUGUGAUACAUGCGUAAUAUUUUAAGCUGUCAAUAGAAUGUCCUAAUACUAAAUAUACUAUAGUGAGAUUAAA